AUUGGAUUUCCUCUACAACGCAAACUCGUCUGCUGAUCAGCUAGGCCAUAUAUUUGCGAGUAGGCGAGUAACAACUCAGAAGUUUUCUUGUGUCAUUAAUCGUAGACAAAACAGUCCGGUACCAUGGGGCAAAAAAGGGCAAGAGUAAAGUUUAGUCCAUCUGCACUCUGCCAGAUCGGACUCGACUUCUUUGAGUAUUUAAAUGAAUCGAAUCAAGCAUCCAUCACAGACAGAAUUGAACUGAGAGACAUUUACAAUACUGAGUUCAGACGCAGGACUCCAGGGACAAAAGAUCCAAACUUUGGUUCAGUCCUUUAUGCCCUGAAAAUGUCUCGCAAAAUCACAAGACGAAACGACGAGAUCCGCUUUAACUCUACGGUCAAAUCUUUUUACGUGGACCAGUGGCAUUCGCCCAGUGGUCAAACACCAGAGCCCGCCCAGUGUGGAGCAGCCAGUCCACUGAAUGAACAGAAUGCCGCCUCUGGAGAUGAAGCACAGACGGGAGUUCGAGCCCGCAGGAAACUGGCCGGUCUUCUGAUAACCAGCUUGAAAACAAACAGAGCUCAGUUCAUCUCUGACAAACGGGGGGUCUGCAUCAACUCUGAGCAUGAGUUUGACAACGGGACCCUUAGCUUGCGAGUGGAUGAAACAUUUGAGUGCGUGGUUAAUCUGUAUGUGGAAAACACUGGAACAGAAACGGUGUAUUUCACCUACUACACCCCACUGAACUGGAUGAAGUACCUCACUCUGAGAGAUGACAGACACGUGACCAAAGUCAAUCCUCUGUUGCUUAAACCAGGUCAACGUUAUGAAAUCCAGGUGACCUUCAAGUGCAGUUCGGUUGGUUUCUAUCCAGCUACACUCGCCUUUGAAUUCAAACCAGACCUGCAGCCGUCUACUACUGCCUUCCACAUUGUGCGCUACAUUGAGGCUCAGUGCAUAACUGCCUUAGGACUGGAGCUGGCACCUAUAGCCCCCUACAAACCUCGCUCACUCCCUGAAUGGACUCCUGAAGUCAACUAUACGGUUGUGGAUGGACAGCGACCUGAAGGGCUUUCUGUGAUGCAGCUAAAAAAUGUGGUUGAGCUGAAUCAGUAUAAAAUCCCAGCGUACAUGAACCAGCUCAUCCAGUCACUGAAGCAGACCACGCUCUUUUCUGAUAGAAGAAGGAACGUGUUGGAGAGUCCCUUGAGCUGGGAGAACUACUGUGAGAAGUUUCAGAUGCUGCUGUUUCUCGAGGAGCAACAGAUGGAGGUGGACAUCAAGAGAUACAACAUCCCCAAUGAUGAUAGAGAACUCGCCACCAUGAAAAAAGAUAAUGUCAACAAGAGACUUCUGGUUCUGGAGGUACCUGGUGUCUCGGAGAACCGCCCGUCCGUGCUCCCAGGGGAUGUUCUGCUGGCGUAUCCUGUGGGGGAAACAAAGGUGAAGUACCGCGGCUACGUCCACAGUGUGCAGCUGGACAGCGUUAGACUCGGCUUCAGUUCAGAAUUGCUGACUCGUUUUGUUGAUAACAUGAAGUUCCAUGUUGAGUUCACAGUCAACCGGCUGACUGUGCGUGUUCAGCACAGAGCGGCGGAGCUGGCGGCUGCACGCGGCCUGAAAGACGUGUUGUUCCCCUCUGCAGACGCCCUCUCCUCUUUUCAACCCGAACUUCCCCGACUCAUGCUGUUUGACUCAAAGCUGGAGAGAAACGAAGAGCAGUACAAAGCUAUACAACACAUUGUAGCUGGCACAUGCAAACCGGCCCCUUACCUGGUGUUUGGCCCUCCUGGAACAGGGAAAACUGUGACACUGGUGGAGGCUAUCAAGCAGAUAGAGAAGAAGGAGCCCUCCUGCCACAUCCUGGCCUGCGCUCCCUCUAACAGCGCUGCUGAUCUGCUCUGCAGCAAGAUCCUGGAUCAUGUGGACCGGCAUAAAGUGUUCCGCAUGUACGCAAGCAGCAGGGACCCCAAAUAUGUCCCAGAAGAAAUAAAGGAUUGCACUAACCUGGUUGGAGAGUGUUACCUUUUUCCUGCCAAAGAGAAGCUGAUGGAGUAUAAGAUCAUGGUUACCACCCUGUUAACAGCUGGCAGGAUGGUCUCAGGAAACAUCCCCGAAGGCCAUUUCACUCACGUGUUUGUGGACGAGGCAGGACAUGCCAUCGAGACUGAAUGCAUAGUCCCCCUUGCAGGGUUACUACAUGCGAAGUCUGGUCAGGUUGUUCUUGCUGGAGAUCCCAAGCAGCUUGGGCCCAUUCUCAGAUCUCCGUUUGCGCAGAAAUAUGGCAUGGGAGUGUCCCUCCUCGAGCGCUUGAUGAAAGACUUCCCUCUGUAUCAGAAGGAGGAGGGAGUGUUCAACAACAGCUUUGUCACCAAACUGCUGAAGAACUACAGGUCUCAUCCUGCCAUUCUGAAAGUUCCCAAUGAGCUCUUCUAUGACGGAGAGCUGCAGGCUAGCGCCGAUGAAAUGUUACGCAACUCCUACUGUAGAUGGCAACAUCUCCCGAAGCAGGGCUUCCCGUUGAUCUUCCAUGGUGUGAUGGGUGUCGAUGCACGUGAAGCCAGCAGUCCUUCAUUCUUCAACGUAGCAGAGGUGGAGACGCUCAUGAGCUACGUCAGGAAACUGCUGGAGACGCAAGGCAAGAGUCAGGGUACUCUUGCACCCAAGGACAUUGGCAUCAUUGCCCCCUACAGGAAACAGGUGCAGAAAAUCCGAAAGGCCCUGGAGAAAGUUGGGAAAGACUUUAAAUUUAAGGACAUGAAUGGCCUUAAGGUUGGUUCUGUGGAGGAGUUCCAAGGUCAGGAGAGGAAAGUGAUCAUGGUGUCUACAGUCCGCAGCAGCUCCAAUUUCGUAGAAAUAGACCAAAAGUUCAACCUCGGCUUCGUCAAGAAUGAGAAGAGAUACAACGUGGCUGUGACUCGAGCUAAAGCCCUGCUGAUUGUGGUGGGAAACCCCAGAGUGCUUAACACAGAUCCUACCUGGGCACGGUUCAUCCAGUACUGCCAAGACGAGGGAGGCUACACUGGUGUUGUCCAUGCAGAGGAAGAGGAGGAUGUAGUGAUACGACUGGCUGCUCUCUACUUAGACAUUGAGGCAACAGUGGUGACUGCUGAGAGUGCCAUCCAGCAGCAACUAGACCCCGAGUGGAGGAAUGACCUGUGAGAGGAAAGAAGCUCCCCAUCCUCCAUGCUGAACUUUGAAUCGAUGGAUUGUUUUUAUGUGGGGUAUAUUUCUAUCUUAGAGGCUUGAGACAAAAAGCAGGAAAACAAGGUUUCUGCAACUCACUCAAAUUCUCAGAAAAGGGCUAAAUGGAACUAGAAUUUAUUCUUUAUAUUUAUAUUUUAAAAAUAUUCUAAUAUAUUUGUACAAUCUGGGUAAUCUUUCAAAUGUCAGCUUUAUGAACUCGACCAAAGAUCAUCAAUGACGUAGAGGUGAAUGUUGUUCAGCACUGACACUUUUUCUUCUGAUACUUCAGGGAUUUGCAUUAACACUUUGAAAUUGACACAGCAGCACAUUUCCUCUCACUCUUUUAAAGUCACAGCAAAAUAUUUGGAGACUGUAAAUCUAAAAAGAAUUUUAACAAUAAAAAGUGCAAGUCUCAGGUUUA
Labrus bergylta (ballan wrasse) is the source of this 3589-nucleotide messenger RNA. Its product is annotated as putative helicase mov-10-B.2. Gene Ontology annotation, cellular component: cytosol; P granule. Gene Ontology annotation, biological process: regulatory ncRNA-mediated post-transcriptional gene silencing. Gene Ontology annotation, molecular function: RNA binding; 5'-3' RNA helicase activity. The record is from RefSeq and is a predicted model, not a curated record. Lineage: Eukaryota; Metazoa; Chordata; Actinopteri; Labriformes; Labridae.